Messenger RNA from Pyricularia oryzae 70-15, 2060 nucleotides. Its product is annotated as golgi transport complex component Cog5. Bases 485 to 1867 code for a protein of 460 amino acids. Gene Ontology annotation, cellular component: COG complex. The record is from RefSeq and is a predicted model, not a curated record. Lineage: Eukaryota; Fungi; Ascomycota; Sordariomycetes; Magnaporthales; Pyriculariaceae. Gene Ontology annotation, biological process: intra-Golgi vesicle-mediated transport. The transcript has a single exon.
ACGGAUUUUUGUCUACAGUAUUUGAGCAUUCUUGCGUCCUUGCAACUGCCGCCACACCAAAGCGACUUAAUUGUCUGCGAUCUUCACAAUUGAGGCAGACCUGCGGACUUGGCAAAAAGCAGAAUGCGUAGAAUCACAGAGUGCCUAUGCGGCCCAGUUCUGCUAUUCCCUUCAACGCAGACAAAAACAGUGGCUGGUAGCCCGAGUACUUUGAAUUAUGACCUCAUUGCCCAUGGUAAUGGGGUUGUAGUAAAAAGCCAUCAACAAGCCGGGGUUGAAGAUGGAUCCUACCCUGCAAAUGCAAAUUGCAUUUUGGCGACCGAGUGGGGCACAGGUCCGGCUUAACUGUGGCUGAAAUUUGUCCUGUCGGCCAGCUGGAGCUUGGAGCUUGGAGCUUGGAGACCCCACGAUGCGUGUCGCAACACACGCCGUUGACGAAUUGGCUGGACCCUCGUCCGCACCCGUGCUAUAGACAUUUCUCACCAUGUCUAACAACAUCCAGGAAGAGGACACCUCUUACAUUGACUACGAGACCUUUUUGGCUCCCGAUUUUAGCCCCUCCGCUUUUGCCAACAGUCUCGUCCUUUCGACCAACAAUCCCAAUGACUCGCCGCUUGAUCUCUCGACGCCUCUCUCGAAAGUGCUUUUUGACAUACAAGAGAUCGACUCUCAUAUCGACCAGCUGACUACACGCGAAGCCAUCCCCCUCCUCUCGCACACACAAGAGCAAACCGCUGCAAGUGGUCGGAUAGUGGGGGAGAUUGACGGGCAGGUCAAGUCGCUGAACGAGAGCUACAAACAGCUGGAAAAGGAGGUCAUCCAGAAGCAUGCCGAGGCAGACACAGUCAGGCAGGUCGCCUCGCGACUCUGGGAGACUCUGAGGAUAGGGAGGUCGGUAGGCCGCUGUCUGCAACUGGGUCGACAUCUCGAGAUCCAGUAUGCAGAGCUAUCAGCCUCUGGCAGGAAAGAGGACCACCGCAGCCUAGUGCGUUGCGCACACACGAUACUUUCUCUGAGGGAAACGUUAGAGUAUAAGGCGCCUGGGGAGGAGGGUCAUGGCCUCGAUCGUGUCGAUGCGAUUCGCUCCCUCCAGGAAUUCAUCAUCUUGCCGGUUGAACGGUCCGUAUGUGAAGUCUCGGAGCGAAUCGUACGCGAGUUCUCCAUGGCCUCACCUCCUUCAGUUUCCGGCGGUACGUCUGCCGGCGGCGCGACGUUUGCUCAACUGGAGGAGGCAAAGGCUCGCAUGGUCUCGGCGUUGAUCACGCUUUACCUGCUCUCCCCAACGACGCUGGCCAAGAAUGAGAAGUGGAGUCCUAUCAGCAUGCUCCAGGCUUUGGACAUGUAUUUGCGCUCUGCUCUGCAGAGCAGCGUAGCAUCUCUUGCGCGAUCAUUGGCCGCUCUGCCUACUUUAGAGCGGACGCUGGCAGAGAUCAGCGCGCGCUGCCAAAACAUUGUCGCUCUCGAGCUGGUCCUGGAAUCCACCAAGACCCCUCCGCACCCGCUCAAGGCUCAAAUGGGUGCUGGAGCUGCCAGCGAGAAGAGCGUAAACCUGCUGCAGUUCUUGCUGGCUUAUUUAGAGACGGGAUCUUUGGCUUCUUACUUCUGGAGGACGCUGGCAAGUAGCUUGUCAACCAGAGUACAAGAAAUAAUGAACAGGGGAGGCGUAUCGGCACGAACUCUCAGGUCGAACAAGACUGCUGUCGGUGACGCAAUCCGGGAGUGCGUGCUGAGGGGAGCACAGCUGCCUGGUUCUGCCGUGGCGGCUGGCUCAUCCUCGAAGAGUAAAAUGAACACUGACAACAGCAAUGGCUGGGAUCGAGAGGUUGCCGUUAUGGUGGCCAGUGUAGUGAACAAUAUCACCAGAUAGUCCAGUCAAUUUUGAAGCCCUCCAUCGGUUUCAGUCAAGAACACCAAUCCAUAUACCUAGCUUGAUUUGACGCACCAACUACUUGCAUCAGUGAGUGGGCCGAAUAUUUUGCUGUGAAUAUACUCCGGUAACCUGCUCACUUGAAAUCAAUAACUCCUGAGGUACGUUUUCUUUGGGCACACGCAAAUGGCGU